This is a messenger RNA of Cordyceps militaris CM01, 2322 nucleotides long. Its product is annotated as general amino-acid permease GAP1. Gene Ontology annotation, biological process: amino acid transmembrane transport. Gene Ontology annotation, molecular function: amino acid transmembrane transporter activity. The record is from RefSeq and is a predicted model, not a curated record. NCBI's taxonomy places the organism in Eukaryota, Fungi, Ascomycota, Sordariomycetes, Hypocreales, Cordycipitaceae. Gene Ontology annotation, cellular component: membrane. Bases 1 to 2322 code for a protein of 773 amino acids. The transcript is spliced from 5 exons.
AUGUUGCGCUCCUCCACCAUCAAACCGAACGCCCCCGAAGAACGCCACCCUGGCGCUAGGCUGGCCCCCGACAUUGGGACAAUUGAGACACGUCCGAGCUGUCCUAUUCAGACUAUUGUUCUUCUCUCUGUCCCUCCAUCUUGCGGCCGCUUUUUCUUUCUUCGCGCCCGUUAUUACCCCGCAACGAACCGGGCCCCCGGUCCUGUCUUUGACGAUCGAGACCACAUUUACUCCGGGAGGCCCUCCCCCCCCAAAACCAACGUCACUGCGGCAUGGGCGGAUAAGAAAAAUCUCCAACCAGUCGCCAAAAAAAGAGAAAACAAAGAGCGGCUUUUCUUCCCUCAAAAUUCCACCUCUAAACCACAAUUCCCGGACUUGAGUUGGAUUUCAUGCACGCUGCCUCGCCGGGCUGCCGCUGAGCCCGCGACACCCAUACAGACCGCCUGGUUGGCCCCUCCCGGUUUCCAUUUCCCUCCCCUUCAACCUCUACUUCUUCCUUCGUCUUCCACAAUGGCAUCCUGGCCCAGUGACAUGGACCUCGGCCGCACCAACACGCACAAGAGCAAAGCCGACUCCUUGACCUACGGCAGCUCCCACAGCAUGCGCGAGCCCUCGUACGAGGCGCACCCGCGCUUCGAGCGCUUCCUCGACACCUUUCGCCGCGACCCCAACUCGACCUUCCUCCUCGCCGAGCACCACGCCGCCCGCCGCCUGCAGCACCCUGGUGGCGGCACCCCGUACUAUGACCUGCACCUGGCCACGCUCGAGAAUGCGCACAUUGGCCUCUCCCGCAGCCUCAAGGGCCGUCACUUGCAGAUGAUUGCCAUUGGCGGCUCCAUUGGCACGGGCUUGUUUGUCGUCUCCGGCAAGGCGCUCAACGCCGGUGGGCCGGCCUCGCUCCUCAUCGCGUUUGGGAUUAUUGGCGCCAUGCUCUACACAACUUGUCAGGCCCUUGGGGAGCUGGCCGUCAUCUUUCCCAUUGCUGGGUCUUUUUCUUCGUGGGCCACUAGGUUUCUGGAUCCGUCGUGGGGAUUCGCCAUGGGCUGGAACUACGCUCUACAAUGGCUCUCUGUGCUACCGCUCGAAAUUAUUGCCGCCUCAUUAACCAUCGGCUACUGGAACGACCGGCUCACCAAGGCUAUUUUCGUCACCGUCUUUUUGACCACCAUUGUCUUCAUCAACAUGUUUGGCGUCAAGGGGUAUGGUGAGGCCGAGUUUCUCUUCUCUAUCAUCAAAAUCAUUGCCGUCAUUGGCUUCAUUCUCCUCGGCAUCGUGCUUAACUGCGGCGGCACACCUGACCGUGGGUAUAUUGGCGGCGAGUACUGGCGCAAUCCUGGCGCCUUUAACAACGGCUUUAAGGGCCUUUGUAGCGUCUUCGUCACGGCCGCGUUCGCCUUUACCGGGACUGAGCUCGUCGGGCUCGCCGCCGCCGAGACGGCGAACCCACGCAAGUCGCUCCCCACCGCCAUCAAGCAAGUCUUUUGGCGGAUCACGCUCUUUUACAUUGUCGCUCUCACCCUCGUCGGGCUCCUCGUCCCGCAUAACGACCCGCGGCUGCUCGGUGGCGACAGUAAGGUUGACGCCAAGGCCUCGCCGUUUGUUAUUGCAAUCGAAGAAGCUGGUAUCCAGAUAUUACCGUCCGUUAUGAACGCCGUCAUCCUCAUCGCCGUCCUCUCCGUCGGCAACUCGGCCGUCUUUGGCUCCUCGCGGACCCUCGCUGCGCUUGCCAACCUACACCAAGCCCCCAAGUUCCUCGGCUACGUCGACCGCAAGGGCCGCCCCCUCGUCGCCAUCUUUGUCGCCGGCGCCUGCGGCCUCCUCGCCUACCUUGCCGACGCCGCCUCCCAGGGCAGCGUCUUUGACUGGCUCCUCGCCCUCUCCGGCCUGUCGAGCAUCUUCACCUGGGGCUCCAUCUGCCUCUGCCACAUUCGCUUCCGCCGCGCCUGGGCCCUCGCCGGCCACCACGUCGCCGAGCUGCCCUUUCAGUCCCAGGUCGGCGUCUGGGGCUCCUACUUUGGCCUCACGCUCAACAUGAUCGUCGUCGUCGCCCAGUUUUGGGUCGCCGCGUUUCCCAUGGGCUGGCGCACCAUGUCGUCGGCCGCCAUUGCGCAGAACCUGUUCCUCAAGUGGAUGAGCGCGCCCAUCAUCGUCGUCUGCUACGGCGCGCACAAACUCUACUACCGCACGCGCUACGUCCGCCUCCGGGAAAUGGACGUCAACACGGGCCGUCGCGACUGGAACUUGCCGGUCCUUGUCGCCCAGGAGAGAGAAGAGAGAAAAGCGUGGCCAAAGUGGAAAAGAUGGUACAAAUUCAUCUGUUAA